This is a messenger RNA of Melitaea cinxia (Glanville fritillary), 2379 nucleotides long. RefSeq names its product muscarinic acetylcholine receptor M2 (gene mAChR-B). Gene Ontology annotation, cellular component: synapse; membrane; dendrite. The record is from RefSeq and is a predicted model, not a curated record. The transcript is spliced from 5 exons. Gene Ontology annotation, biological process: G protein-coupled receptor signaling pathway, coupled to cyclic nucleotide second messenger; adenylate cyclase-inhibiting G protein-coupled acetylcholine receptor signaling pathway; chemical synaptic transmission. Gene Ontology annotation, molecular function: G protein-coupled serotonin receptor activity; G protein-coupled acetylcholine receptor activity. Bases 1 to 2379 code for a protein of 792 amino acids. NCBI's taxonomy places the organism in Eukaryota, Metazoa, Arthropoda, Insecta, Lepidoptera, Nymphalidae.
AUGAACUCGACGGAAGCAAGCCUCGACGUCAACAGAUCAACACCUAUAUACUCUAUAGGAACGAGUUUCAUAACGCAAUGGAAACUACAGAAGUUGAAACAACGUUCAUGCAUCGGCAGUCAAUGUCAAGGUUACUUCAUCAGCAACAUCUCCAACUACACCGACGUCUACUUUUACAAUAGUACUUCGGAUGACACUAUUGAUUUGCAACCCGUCUUACCGCCGUUUCCCCUCUGGCUCGCUGUCAUCAUCGCAACGUGUCUGGUGUUGGUUAUCCUACUGACUGUAAGCGGGAAUGUGCUAGUACUUCUCGCUUUUCUGGUAGACAGAACGAUACGCCAGCCAAGCAACUACUUCAUCGCCUCACUUGCUGCCACUGACCUUUUAAUAGGUACAUUAUCUCUUCCUUUUUACACAGAUUACGUAUUGAAAGGGUAUUGGCAUUUAGGACCUUUGUUGUGUGACCUUUGGCUAUCCGUGGAUUAUACAGUAUGCUUGGUAUCACAAUACACUGUCUUGCUUAUAACCGUCGAUCGAUUUUGUAGUGUUAAAAUAGCUGCGAGAUAUAGAGCUUGGAGAACAAAGAAUCGUGUAAUAUGGAUGGUCACAGUGACUUGGAUAAUACCAGCCUUGCUAUUUUUUACAACAAUAUUUGGAUGGGAACAUUUUGUCGGUUAUAGAGAUCUGCAAGAAGGAAUUUUUAAAACAGCGUACGAUAUGCAGAAGAAAAGUGAAGCUAAGCAAAGAAAAAUGCAAUCGAUGGUCGCUUUAAGUGCUGGAGUGAUGACUGGUAUGGCCGGAAGAGCUGCUGGAAUGGCAACUUUAUCUAAAGCUACUAUAUCUAGUGAAGAUCAAAUCAAAGCAUCAGAUUCGAUACGAAAAGAUUCUACGUCUAAAGGUUCUCUAGCAGCUCCCUUACUAAAUUUAGGUGGUUCAACGGAUUCUAAUUCUAGUCAAAAGUCAUCUGCUCAAAAAAGUAGUGUUACUGCAACUGGAACGUCUACAACCGUCGAAUCUAAUGGCGAUAAAAAAGAAGAUCAAGUAGAAGCAGAAAGAUCAAGUAGUCCAGCAUUCGACUCUGAUGAUGAAAGCACAACACAAUCCAACGUAAAGAAACGACCAUCUGUCGCCAACUUAGUUAUGCAAACAGGUGCAUUACAAUUACUUAAUAAUAUGCGAUUAAAUGGUAGCAUGCUUAUGAAACCAGAUAUUAAGCCAUCUCCUUUAUUAAAGCCCGAUACAGAUAAACCAAAACCAUCGCUAUCACAAAUAUCAGAGAAGAGCCUUCUUGAUACAGAAAACCCUGAUACCUCGCAGAAUUAUGGACAAACGCCAGCAGUAAGUGUUCUCCUAUCUUCCGUAAGCUUUUUAUCCCCUUCAUCGUCGGGGAUUACUACGCCGUCAGAAAGAGAAGUAUCGACUACAAUCGCUCAAAGAAUCAUCCCUCCUCCAUCAGAAUUUAGGGGUAGUCCACCCGUAUCUGAAAGUCCACCAUCUCAAUCAGAAUCAACUAGUAGAGCUAAAAUUUUUAAAUUAUUAAAAUGUGAUGGUACUAAUUCUGAUGUGCUAUCAGGAUUGGAUGGCGCCGACUUGAGGUAUAUGGAUGAGAGUUCUAUCAUUGUUCCUUCACCCACAAACGAAAGCCCUCCAUCUUCAAUCACAUUUCCAACAGCUACAGAACCAUCAUCCCCUCCUACAUACAAUUCGGGUAAUAUAACAAAUACUUCCUUAUUACAGGCUGCUCUCAUACGAGCAACAGCUGAAGCUCAAGUAACACAACCCAAAACAAAUUUAUCUCCUCCAUCACCUAUAAAAGUUAACACUGAGGUAAGUUUGACAACAGGAGAGCGUCCAAAACCCAUUAUAACCCUUGUAUCUUCGUCUUCCAAUAAUAAUGAGGCUCAAACAGUAAAAUCACCCGAAAAUAAAACCUCUAAAUUAAUGUUAAACGAAACGCCAGCUAUUGAAAAUAGUGAAAUUUCCAGUCCAGCCGUAAGCGGACCGGGUCGCGGAGAUUCUAGGAAAGACUUUGUUAAAAAUAUAGGCAAAAAAUUAAAAGUUAAACGAUCAAAGCGAGACGGAUUAUUUCCUAGUAUCGGCCGACAAAAGUCUAAAUCAGAAAAUAGAGCCAGGAAAGCAUUUCGGACGAUUUCAUUUAUAUUAGGCGCGUUCGUUGUUUGUUGGACUCCAUAUCAUAUAUUAGCUUUAGUUGAAGGUUUUUGUAGAGAUCCUCCGUGUAUCAAUCAACACCUGUAUAUGUUUUCGUAUUUCUUAUGCUACGCCAAUAGCCCCAUUAACCCCUUUUGCUAUGCGUUAGCAAAUCAACAGUUCAAAAAGACUUUCACGAGACUUCUACGGGGUGAUUUUCACGUUACCUAG